Nothobranchius furzeri (turquoise killifish) is the source of this 1698-nucleotide messenger RNA. Lineage: Eukaryota; Metazoa; Chordata; Actinopteri; Cyprinodontiformes; Nothobranchiidae. The record is from RefSeq and is a predicted model, not a curated record.
AACAAUUUCCUUAAAAGUCAUUACAUGAGCAAUUUUUCAAAAGAAAUAUUUUUAAUCUAUUAAAACGUGGAGAUCUGCACGCAGUUCUCAACUUUCCCAGUGCUCCUGAAAGCAACAUCAGUGAGGGGAUUCACGCAGCUGCAGAGCAUCGGAGAAGCAGAUGGAAACUGUUUCAGUGUUUGGAACCAGAAAAAAGUCUGCAACUAAACCAGAUAAUGAGCAGAAGGAAGAAGAACAGGAAGAGAUAAUGGAGCUUUCUGCUUCAGAGGACUUUCUCUCAGACUCCAGCCAUGAUUUGGACAGUGAUUAUAUCCCAUCAGCUCCUCCUUCCUCAGAGGAUGAACUAACCUUUUCACAGCCUAAGCUCAUGAAGACACAUGAUGCAUUAAAAAACCCUGGCAAAACCUCUCUCAGCCAAAGCUAUGUUCAUGAACAGAAGACACUGAUGGACAGUGGUAAAAGUAAUGAAGCUCUGGACAUGCAUUACAAUGCAGAUACUGAGGAAGAAAAUCCGGAGGAAUAUGAAGAUGAUGAGGAACCUGACAUUCUGACUCAGAGGCCCACAAAAGCAGAACCAUCAGAUGAUCACAGACAGACAGCAGGAAAAAGAGUGACGUACAGAGGAAAAGGGCCAAGGAAGAAGGUUGAACCAGCUGAAGAUUCAGAUGAUCAGGGAGAACCACUGAGCCAGUGCUCAAAAUAUGCAGAACCAUCAGAGGACAUCAAGAAGAAAUAUAAGAUAGGAACCUACAAAGUAAAAAGGUCAAGAAAGAUUGUUGAAUCACCUGAAGAUUCACAUGAUGAGACAGCACAAGAUCAGGCAAAACUGUUGAGCCAAAGCUCCAAAUCUGCAGAACCAACAGAGGGCUUCAAGAAGAAAAAGAAGACAGAACUGGAUCAGCUUCUUCUCACCAAACAAGGGGUGAAAAAAAGGCCUUGGAGUUCAGCUGAGAAAGCAGCAGUAUGGCGACAGCUUGGAAAGUACAUAACCUUAGAGACCAUUCCUGGUAAAGUACCUUAAGGCACUUAAGACAGAGCCAGUGCUCAAGAGUAGAACCUGGAAAGAUAUUAAAAACCAUGUCUACAACUCCAUCACAGCACAGAAGAGGAAACGGUUGUACACUGUUUGCGUUCGCAUGAUUGUUCGUGGUUCACAUGUCUCAGUGUUGUGAGGUGGAGUUCUUUUGGUGUGACACAAUGAGGCCUAGGUGUGUUGAUGCUAGGCAUGUUUCUAAGCUUUUAUAUAUAUAUAUUUUUUUAAAUUUGGAACAGAUGUAUGUUCACACUGGCUACAAUCAUAAAAACUACAUUUUAAAAGGCACUUUUUCCCCCAGUUUAUUUUUCAAAAGCAAUUGAAGUUAAAAUAACGAAAGCUGUCAUUUAAAAUGUCCAGCUAUUUAUAGGAUUUAAAAAAAAAAUCCUUGUUUUUCUGUUUAAUUUAAUAAAAGGAUGCUUUGCAAAGAAAUUGUUUCUUUUUAAUGAAACUGCAUGAAUUAGUCUAAAGUUUAUAUAUAAUCUAAACGUAAAAAUCGGGAAGAAUGAUUUAAUUUUUGUACUUGACAAAUAAAAUGUAAUAGAUAAAUGUAAAAAUCCCAGCACUGUAGCUGCUAAACUUGCUAGAAUCUAUCUAUCUAUCUAUCUAUCUAUCUAUCUAUCUAUCUAUCUAUCUAUCUAUCUAUCUAUCUAUCUAUCUAUCUA